Messenger RNA from Acaulospora colombiana, 449 nucleotides. The record is from the annotation of a GenBank genome assembly. Lineage: Eukaryota; Fungi; Glomeromycota; Glomeromycetes; Diversisporales; Acaulosporaceae.
CCAACAAACCCCGUGGACUUCAAGCUGCCCGCAAACUACGAAUUAACCGUCGCGAGAAUCGAUGGGCCGAUAAAGCGUACAAGAAGCGUGCUCUUGGCAACGUCUAUAAAACCUCUCCGACAGGAGGCUCCUCUCACGCAAAAGGCAUCGUGUUGGAGAAAGUCGGUGUAGAAGCUAAACAACCCAACUCUGCUAUCCGCAAGUGUGUCCGUGUACAACUGAUCAAGAACGGCAAGAAGGUGGCGGCGUUCGUACCGGUUCUUACCAGUCCUCAGAACGACGGCUGCCUCAAUUUCAUUGACGAGAACGACGAAGUGCUCAUCUCUGGUUUCGGUCGUAGUGGUAAAGCCAAGGGAGAUAUUCCCGGUGUGCGGUUCAAGGUCGUCAAGGUGUCUGGUGUCGGUCUGCUCGCGCUGUGGAAGGAGAAGAAGGAAAAGCCAAGAUCAUAG